Molecule: messenger RNA, 2566 nt
Organism: Acinonyx jubatus (cheetah)
Lineage: Eukaryota; Metazoa; Chordata; Mammalia; Carnivora; Felidae
Product: melanoma-associated antigen B1-like
Exons: 3
Coding region: 1114-2118 (334 amino acids)
Biological process (GO): negative regulation of transcription by RNA polymerase II
Cellular component (GO): nucleus
Source: RefSeq, a predicted model, not a curated record
AUAGAAUACAAGUAUCAUAGUAAUUAUGCACAGGCCAGAAUUGUAUCCCAGAAGCUUUCAGAAAUGGCAGUGACGUCAGUCAGAAGACACAGGCAGAGCUAUGAGGCUAAGAAGCAACUGACUUUCUCUGUGGGGUUCUCAAUACCAUGGUGGGGGUGAGAGGCUUCCGUUACCAACGGGAGCAACUCCGGGACUGUGAAGAACUCGGUGCAAUAUCUCUAACCUCCAACACGGGGCCGCAGAGGACUCUGUCCUCCCGCAGCCGUCUCUGGAAGGCCUCUGGCAGCAGUAGCCAGCAGAGGUGUAGCUGCACUUCAUAUCCCGAGUCACAGGCAGUGAUGGCAUCGACCUAAAGGCAGAAGAGGGACAUCGACCAGCACCCAAAAGGACUCCAGGAAAGACACCGAGAGAGGAUUGAGGCAGUUCCCACACGGAACACGGGCUCCCCCAAAGGCAACACCUGGCCAUCGUCAGCUCGGGGGAGCCCCAGCCAUGGCUGCUAAGCUCAGACCCCCAAACAUUUCCUACUGCUGGGUGCUUAGAGGGAAACGAGACGCUUGGUCUGAGGCCCUCGGACACAGCACAGCAGAGGGAGGGUUCACAGGAGCUGCUAAGAGUCCGCCAAAGCCCGCGUGCGAGUCCUGCGGGAGGGACUCCAGCCCCCCUGGAACCCAGCCCCCCCUGCGCAUCCCCCCAUGCCAACCCCAGAGCCCGCCCCCUCCGCUGUCGAUCUGGGGGCCAGGCCCACAUGACCGGAAGUGGCCCUUCCAACUUCCUCCCGGCACUGGGCUGUGAGGCCUGGUCGGACAGCCGCUGCCUCGGCUGAACACGAGGAGGGGGUCCCACGUCCCGUCAGGGGUCAAGGAAAGGAAGGCCAGGCUGAGACAGCCCCGCCACGUCUAAGAAAUACCAGGUGUGAGGCCGGGGGGAACUGUGUCCCGAAGCUGCAGCCAGCAGUCAGUGGAAGGGAGGGUCCCAGGUCCUACCCGGAGCCCAAGUGGGGAUUCUGCGUCAUUCCCAGCACCCAAGGAACCCAGGACAGAGAAGGCCUGCCACGGGUGUUCAUUCAGCACCAGGUGUCCUCGCUGCCUGCCAGCCGGGCCCGGCGUCGUCAUGCCGCACCGCCAGAAGAAAAAGCUGCGCGCCCGCCAGAAACGCCACGAGGGCCAGGGUGAGGGGCAGGGUGUGGAGGGUGCUCAGGCCGCCGCCGCCGCAGCCGCAGAGGCUUCCCCGGGGUCCCCCCGGGCGGGUGCAGCCCAGCAGCCUCAGGGUGCCCCGGCCCCCGGGUCCCCCGGGUCCCCCGGGUCCCCCGGCGCAGGCGCCGCAAGCCCGCCACGUGAGCAGGGCGCCGAGGGCCCGGCCGCGCCCCCCGCCCCGGGCGCCCGCAAAGACCCCCUCAGACGCAAGGCCGACAUGCUGGUGCGGUUCCUGCUGGAGAGGCACGCCAGCAAGGAGCCCAUCACGCGGGCCGCGCUGCUGAAGAUCGUCAGCAGGAAGUACGAGGCGCACUGGGCCGAGAUCCUCAGGCGCACCUCGGAGCGCCUGCAGCUGCUCUUCGGCCUCGAGCUCCGGGAGGGCGACGCCGGCGGCCGGGCCUACGAGCUGGUCAGCAAGCCGGGCCUGGAGGGCGACGGCGGCGACAAGGGGCCGCCCAAGAGCGGCCUGGUCAUGGCGCUGCUGGGCGUGAUCUUCAUGAAGGGCAACCGCGCCAGCGAGGAGGAGGUGUGGGAGUUCCUCAACGUGCUGGGCGUGUACGCGGGCCGCAGGCACCCGAUCUUCGGGGAGCCCAGGAAGUUCAUCACCCAAGAUCUGGUGCGCCAGAAGUACCUGGAGUACCGCCACGUGCCGGGCAGCAAACCUCAGCGCUACGAGUUCCUGUGGGGCCCGAGAGCCCGCGCCCACACCAGCAAGAUGGAGGUGCUGCAGGUGCUGGCCAAGAUCAACGACACGGUGCCCAGCUGCUUCCCCCAGCUGUACCAGGAGGCCCUGCUGGAAGAGGCGGCGCGCGAGAGCUCCACAGACGCAGCCACGGAGGCCUCCGCUGGCGAGGCUGCGGGCGGCCCUUCGGGAGCCGGGGAGCCGUCCCGGGCCCGGGUCGGCCCCGGCCGCCCCAUCUAGCGAGGCCGGUGGGGCCGCUGCUCCUCCUGCUCGGGGCGGAAGGGGGCCCUUGACCUUCCAGGUAGUGCAGAGUCCGGGGGGCUGGAGGGAAGUAAGUAGUUCUUCUUCAUAUUUGUUCUAAACUCUUAACUAAUAUCAACACACAUAUCAUUCAUAUUUAUUUAGGUGUUUACAAGUUUUUUCCUAGUAUCCCUUAUUUAGCACUAGAAUAUAAACUUAAGAAUGGCAUGGCUCUCACCUCCAUGGCUGUUCCUCAAGGGAGAGUUGCAGUGUUGUUGUGUGCAAAACAAAGCCACAGACCAUCGAUAUUGCAUUUAUGGUCCAGAAGUAGGUAACAUGGCAUGCAGUAGGGAUUUUCAUGGCCGUGUGAGAAGAGGAAAACGGAAAAGAGCGGGGAAUAGCCAACGGAGAAACACUAGUUAAAUAAAAAGAAAAGGUGUUUAAUUCA